AUGGGUCCAUACAUUCCCGCUAUAUUGUUCAAAUUCGGACUUGGGAGAAGACCUGUUACAGCACUCAUUGACAUUGCAAGUGCAAUUCUAUGGGUUGUACUCAUUUUCAUGACAGAAAAACUCUUUUGGUUGGGUUUCGUCGUACGUGUUUUACAAGGUUUCGUACUUGGUGCUAUGGCAGGUAUUGGUCCACUUCUACUCCUUGAAAUUAGUCCAAUUGAUCAAACAGGCUUAUAUGGCACAUUCAAUCAGAUAUUUGCUGUAAUUGGAGCAAUUUUCAUGUUCUUGAUCGGAGAAUAUCAAAAGCCAUACGUCAUGUGCAUCUUUUCAGUAUGUGUACAUGUGUUACAACUCUUCCUAAUUUGGGUAAUCCCUGCUGAAGCAUUCAAAGAACGUAAAGUUGAACAAGAUGAUAAACCAAAGGAGUCAAUAUGCCAGAAGAAGUAUAUAUGGCCUUUCAUUAUACUUUUUGUACUAAUGCUCUGUCAGCAAUUUUCCGGAAUCAAUGCGAUUGUAUCUGAUUUGGCCGGAAUUUUUGAGAGAGCAGGUAUUAAAGGCAUAAGACCUGGUGUGCAAGCUGUCAUUGCUACAUUAGCCCAGAUUUUGGCUUGCUGCGUUUCUGGAGUUUUAAUCAAAACUUUAGGAAGGAGAGCGAUGUUUACAAUAUCAGGCAUUAUGUGUGCAGCUACAUUGAUAACAUUUGGUUGCAACAAUAAGUUCAAUUGGAACGAUGUUCUUCCGGUCAUUUUAAUUUUCUUGUAUGGAUUUGCUUAUGGACUUGGACUUGGCCCUAUACCAUGGUACUCAUCUCCUGAAAUGUUUGAUCCUUCAAUCAGACCAAUCGCUGCUUCCAUCAACGGCAUGGCUUCUCGAAUCUUUUGUUUCGUUAUUGUUUAUAUUUCUCCUGCAAUUCAAAAGUCUAAGAUUGGAAUGCCUGGUUUGAUGAUCUUUUACGGAAUAAUUUCCUUCCUUGGAGGUAUAUUCGGCUUCUUCUUCGUAAGAGAGCCUGUUGUACCAACAGAUAUAUCAGAAGAUCCCAAGUCUGAUUAUGAUUCAAUAUAA
Trichomonas vaginalis G3 is the source of this 1062-nucleotide messenger RNA. Its product is annotated as major facilitator superfamily transporter. The record is from RefSeq and is a predicted model, not a curated record. Gene Ontology annotation, cellular component: membrane. Gene Ontology annotation, molecular function: transmembrane transporter activity. Gene Ontology annotation, biological process: transmembrane transport. The coding region runs from base 1 to 1062 and encodes 353 amino acids. Lineage: Eukaryota; Parabasalia; Trichomonadida; Trichomonadidae. The transcript has a single exon.